UACCAUUUCGGGUCUCUGAUACCAUUUAUUUUCUGAUGUUGGAUACAGCGAACGUGCCAAUGAAUUUCCCGUUGAUAAGAUUUUGGCCGGUAGGAAACCAAAUAAAAGAAGGAUUUGCAUCAUUGCAUGCAAAGAGUAGACUUGAGUCUGGGCCAGCUGGGGACUUCAAGCCCAGCCCAUAAUGAAAGUUGGGCCUGUGGAGGGUUUUGUCAUGCAUGCGUUAGGCCCAUUUUUAUUUUUUGCCUCGAGCCUCAAAAUAUCAAGUCCGGACCUUGUAAUACAAAGACGUAAUUAAUCUCAACAAUUAAGCAAUGGGUGUAUCUGGUGAGCAAGAAAGAAAUAGAAGAUGUGGAAUUACCGAGUUGCCGAAUUGCAUUAUGAAAUCCACAGUCUCAUUGCUACCUCUAAAAGACGCAGUGAAUACAAUCCUGGCUUCCCCUCCUCAGUGGAAGCACCUUUCUCAUCCAAUACUAACCAGGCGCAAUCUAGAGUUGAACUAUCUAAACUUUUACGGGAGUAAAUACCCGGCGUAUGAGGAGAAACAUGACUUUGCAAGACGUGUGAGUAAAUAUUUGCAGCAAUAUCAAGGUAACAAGGUCGACUCUUUGAAAUUGCAAUGCCAUCUUGCUGCAGAAUCUUGUGUCAGCCUUGAUGAAUGGAUUCGUUGGGCAAUAACAAAAGGAGUUGAAAAGCUUCAUCUGCGACUUGGUACAAAUAAUUAUUAUGUUUUCCCUCACCGUUUACUUGUUGGCCCAACUUUAAAUCUAAAACAUUUGUCAUUGGAGAGAUGUUUUCUAGGACCUCCUACUACUGAUUUUGAAGGAUUCAAUCCGCUAACUACUCUUCAUCCACACCAAGUUUUUGUCGAUCCAUAUCUGAUGGCAAAUCUCUUCUCUGUUUGUUUGGUACUAGGAAGCUUGACCUUAUAUUAGUGCUGCUGCACCAACAACGGUAGUUCACACCUAAAUAUUGUUGCUGGUGAUCGUCUAACUGAUCUCAAAGUGUUACACUGUGAUGAGGGAACCAAAAUGGAGAUUUCGGCACUAAAUCUUGCCUCCUUGGUAUACAUUAAUCUACAUUACAACUGCCACAACUGUACGUUUUUUCCCCUACAAACUCCAAGGUUAUCCAGAAUUUUUUUCUCACGCCCGAUGGGAAGUGGAAUAUUAUUACCUCAAGCACUAAUCCAAUUUUCAUUGUGUCCCCGGCUUGAGACUCUUCAUCUGCGGAUGCCAGCGAAACUACCCCGAAUUAGCAGCACAGCAACUUAUGGAAAUCUCAAGCAACUCAACUUGGAUAUUAUUCUAUUCCGAAUCCUUGUGCAAGAGGAGGACGAUGUUGAUGUUAAUUGCGUGCUGGAUCUUCUCAAGGCUGCACCCCUUUUGGAAGAGCUUAUAAUACUGGUAGUUGGAGGACAUUUGUCUGAGACUAAUCCACAAGAGAUGAGGAAUCAUUCUGGAUUCACAAAUGAUCAUUUGAAAAUGGUUAAGAUGAAGGGAUUUUUAGGUCACUGGUACGAGACACAGCUGGCCAUUGGUAUCCUAGAGAAUGCACCAAAGCUCAAGGUGCUAGUAAUUGAUCCAUUUGAAAAACACUAUUCGGAUGAUGGAAAGUACCCCGAGAAUUAUUCAGAACAACAUAUGGCAGUUGUUGAAGAAAAACUCAAGGGAGUAAAGACCGAUGCUCAAAUCCUAUUUCUAUAAUUUGCCUGGUUCAAGAAUGCCAAUAUCUCAUGUAUAUGCGUGUUUCAUGUAGACUUGGUUUGAUAAUUCCAUUGUUGGAAA
This is a messenger RNA of Rosa chinensis, 1784 nucleotides long. RefSeq lists its product as uncharacterized. Bases 1029 to 1703 code for a protein of 224 amino acids. NCBI's taxonomy places the organism in Eukaryota, Viridiplantae, Streptophyta, Magnoliopsida, Rosales, Rosaceae. The record is from RefSeq and is a predicted model, not a curated record. The transcript is spliced from 2 exons.